Molecule: messenger RNA, 2925 nt
Organism: Bombus huntii
Lineage: Eukaryota; Metazoa; Arthropoda; Insecta; Hymenoptera; Apidae
Gene: fz
Product: frizzled-7-B
Exons: 3
Coding region: 208-1926 (572 amino acids)
Biological process (GO): canonical Wnt signaling pathway; non-canonical Wnt signaling pathway
Cellular component (GO): plasma membrane
Molecular function (GO): Wnt-protein binding; Wnt receptor activity
Source: RefSeq, a predicted model, not a curated record
CGUGUUCUGUUUACAGUACUGCGGUCGCGUCCAUCAUCAUCACUACGUACUAGGUACGCUCGUUUCCCUGCUCCUACCGUUCAGUAUUAUUAUGUCUCGCACGAUUCGUUGGUGAUGUCCAAAGGCGUGGUGCAUUCGCGUAUUUUCGAAAGCUACUUCGCGUGACGAUUGAUCUCGGAAGUGGCGGUCGACCAACGAUACGCAACAAUGAUUCCGUGUUACGCGACGAUCUAUGUUCUUUCAGUGGCCGUAUUCAGUGUCAAUGCUUUUCAUGCAAAAGAUCCGUUGGCGCAUCACGGAAGAUGUGAACCGAUCACGAUCAACCUAUGCAUGAAUAUUCCGUACAAUGAAACGAUUAUGCCAAAUCUGAUGAACCAUCAAAAGCAAGAAGAAGCUGGCCAAGAAGUUCAUCAAUUUGCACCCUUGGUCAAGAUGAAGUGCAGCCCUGAUCUUCGUUUCUUCUUGUGCACGGUGUACGCGCCUGUAUGCACUAUCAUUGACAGAGCAAUACCUCCGUGUAGAUCGCUAUGCGAGAGUGCUCGAGCAGGGUGUGAACGAUUGAUGAACAGUUUCGGCUUCGCGUGGCCGGACAAUCUCGAUUGUUCUAAGUUACCUGAAAACGGCGGUCCUGAAUUAUGCGUGGGUCACAACGAGACCACACCGCCUGAACCCUCUCCACCGGUUUAUACGCCACCGCUCAUGCCUGUACCCGAAUUUCAACCGUCCUGGACCGGAGGACCAAAACCGUACGGUAGCGGAUUUAUGCUCGGUGCCAGAGAUUUUGGUUUUGUUUGUCCAAUGCAGUUCAAGGUCCCGCAUGAACUUGGUUACUCGCUGAAGGUCGGCGACAAAGUUGAGCUUAAUUGCGGCGCUCCUUGUGAUGGAAUGUUUUUCACCGAAAGGGAACGACGAUUUUCAAGGAUCUGGGUUGGCACUUGGGCCUCCAUUUGUGCAGCUUCUUGUUUUUUCACUUUCUUGACGUUUCUUAUUGACACAGAUAGGUUCAGGUAUCCCGAAAGGCCAAUCAUUUUUUUGUCAGUAUGUUACCUUAUGGUAGCAUUGGCAUAUGUGAUUGGUUGGGCAGCUGGCAAUUCCAUUGCCUGCAGAGAGCCUUUUCCACCUCCUUUAGAUAUGAGAAUUCAAAUGGCAUCAACAAUAUCCCAAGGUACCAAGCAUGAAUUGUGUACAGUACUUUUCAUGGUGCUUUACUUUUUUGGGAUGGCAUCCAGUAUCUGGUGGGUCAUCUUAACAUUGACAUGGUUCCUAGCUGCUGGGUUAAAAUGGGGCCACGAAGCAAUAGAAGCUAAUUCACAGUAUUUUCAUUUAGCAGCUUGGGCUGCUCCAGCAAUAAAAACAGUUACUAUCCUUGCAUUGGGAAAGGUAGAAGGAGAUAUAUUGUCUGGUGUUUGUUAUGUGGGCCUCUGGAAUGUUGAGGCUCUACGCGGGUUUGUUUUGGCACCAUUAUGCGUUUAUCUAAUUCUCGGAACUGCCUUCUUAUUGGCUGGAUUUGUUUCUCUUUUCCGUAUACGCACUGUUAUGAAGCACGAUGGUACAAAGACUGACAAACUAGAAAAAUUAAUGAUACGUAUUGGCAUAUUUUCUGUGUUAUACAUAGUUCCUGCAUUGAUUGUCAUUGCUUGCUUAUUUUAUGAGCAAGCAUAUUUUGAUCAGUGGAUGUUGACUUGGAACAUGGAGAUGUGUUCAAGGCCUGGACCACAAUCUUUAUAUUCGAUGCCAUGUCCAGUUGGAGAGCGUACCCGCGAUGUCGGAAGGCGGCCAGAAUUUGAGGUUUUCAUGAUAAAAUAUUUAAUGGCUAUGAUUGUUGGUAUAACAAGUAGCUUUUGGGUGUGGUCAAGUAAAACAUUGACUAGUUGGCGACAAUUUUUCAAUCACAUACAAGGACGUCGUGCUGAGGCAUACGUUUAAAGACUUGACUAGUUUUAUGCAACAAAAAUGGAAAAAUUUUGCCUUUCUAAUUGAAUAUCACGCUCAAAUAAUACAUAAUCAAAUUAAAGUGGAAAAAUAUACAUUUUGUUGCAUCUGAAAUUAUUCAAUUUAUAUAAUGUAAUGUUACUAAAUUUGAUUUAGUAGGAAGAGAUCCGAAUGAUGCAUUCGAUGAAAUAUGCAUUUUUAUAUUAUUUUUGUAUCUUAUCAGUGCAUUAUAAAGAGUAACAAGAAUUAUACAAAUGUACUGUGCCAAAAUAUUUUUUUAUCGAGAUGAUUGUAUGCUUCUUUAAGAUAUUUGUGAAUCUUUCUAUUGUAUUUUUAUGAGAGUUGCGUAAGAUCUGUAUAAAAUGUUAGAACUAAUCAUUGCUUAGUUUACAAGUAUUAUUAGAUGAUUUUUGCAUCAUAUUUUAAGUAAUAAAUUCUUCCUGUUUGCAUUAAUAGAACUCAUAAUUCAUCACAACACAAUAGCUCAUCAUUUAAAUCGUUUAUAAAUGCUCUGAAGAAAAUGUGUUCAAUGUUUAUAAGUGCACUGUUCUAAUAUGCAUAAAAAACAAUAGGUACUAUUAUGUGUCAUUGUAGCUUCAAACCUCCCUUUUUAGGUUUGAUCAAUAAAUUGAGAACAAUUACGCUUACUAAACUCGCGAACAACUUUUAUACUUUAAAGAAACAGUUUGAGAAAUAUUUUACAAUAUUUAAUUAAGACCUACGAAAUAUUCAAAAUUUUUCUACUCUUAACAUUGAGCAAUUUUAUUAAUGAUCUUCUUAGGUUUCUUUUUUGUUAUUGCAUUUAAAAAAAGUUUGCCAUUGUAGAAAACAAUUGAGGCAAGCAUAACUUUGAAAUAUAUAAAAUUACAUAAAUUGUAAGAUGUGUAUUACUCUAGGUUAACUGCAUUGUAUAUAUACUUAUACACGUUAAUUUUACUAUGUACUAUAAUAUAUUUUUCAGAAGUUAUGUACAUAAACAUGUUUGCCAAGUGA